Messenger RNA from Condylostylus longicornis, 1578 nucleotides. RefSeq lists its product as uncharacterized. Bases 1 to 1578 code for a protein of 525 amino acids. Lineage: Eukaryota; Metazoa; Arthropoda; Insecta; Diptera; Dolichopodidae. The transcript has 3 exons. The record is from RefSeq and is a predicted model, not a curated record.
AUGGAACAUUAUUCCUCACUAUUCAAUUUAAAAUCUAUUGAAAAUGUUUCAGAAAAUAUGCUAGAUAGAAUAUUAGAAAUUAAUGUAAAAUCCGAAACAUUUUCUGAAACAAAUGUAUGUGAACAAAAUAACCAAAAUAAUUUAUCAUUGGAUUUUUUGAAAGAUUUUUCAUUGAGUUCCUCAAAAUCAAUAUCCGGUACAGUUCCAUUUAAUAAUAAGUUGCCCGUUUUUUCAAAUACCAUAUCAUUUGGGAGUACUUCAAGUUCACAACAACAACAAGAUGCUGAUAAUGGAAUUUCUCCUAAUAUACAAAUAUCACCAUCUUAUAACUGCUUACAAGAAAGUGAAAAUAAUUAUGUUUUAAAUAGUUCUGAAGAAGCAUAUAAUGAACAUUUUAGAAAUAUAUUUGCAGAAAAUGGUCAACAACUUAAUUUGACAUCAACACCAAAUCUACAUUCAUCUAAUAAUUUAAAUCAACUUUAUGGAGUACAUACUUGCUUACCAUCGAAUAAUACCGGGAUUCCUAAUUCUAUAGUAAAUCUUUACAAAUCAAUUAAAUAUUUAUAUUCAGAUUUUUCAUUUGUUUACGCUUUAUCUGCUCAAAUGUGUCAAGAUAUUGUUCCAAUGAACUCCUUUAUUAUUCUUAAAAUUGCUCUCAUUCUUAGUUUAGCUUCUACCAAUGAUAUUAUUGAAGAUAGUUCAAUGCCUAUUCCAAUAAUUGCAAUUGGAAAAGAAACUUCGAUUAUUAAUGAAAUUAUGAUAAAAUUUAGAAAUGUAAGCAAACGUUUUAUUAAUGGUUUUCAAGCCAAUACUUCAUUCGUGGGAAUUGAAUUUCUUAAAAAUAAUAAUAUGAUAGAAGGUGGUUUAAUGUUUUUAGCACGAGGUGGUGUAUUAUAUUUUGGAAAUUGGUCUGGUGUAAAAAGUUUUAAUGAAGGGAAAGUAUCUAAAAUAAUUGAAUAUGGUAAAACGAAUUUAGAAUUUUCGAAUAAACAACACAGAAUUCAUUGCGCUGUAUGGUCCUAUUGGAUUGGAGAACCAAAGAAAUGCAAAGAAAAUAUGAAAUUAAUUAAAUUUUUAGAGAUAUUUGGAAUACCAAUAAUUGUAGAUGAUAAUGAAUCAUCGAUUUUAUGCAAUUUUAUACUUGAAAAAGCUCUUGGCAAAGUACAAAAUAAAUAUGAGGAUGAAUUAUCUUUAUCCGAAAAUGAUAUUAAAUUAUUUUUAACAAUAGUAUCUAGACGAUCGGUUAUAAUGUCGAGUGAAGCUAGUAACUUACUACAAAAAUAUUUCGUUAUUUGUAGAAAAGAAAGACCAGGAUAUCUAACUCAACGAGCUUUUACAACUUUAUAUCAAUUUUCAGAAUCUUUUGCAAAAUUAAGUUUACGAUACGAAGUUUUGAAAAUAGAUGUAAUCGGAGCAAUAUUUAUUGCAGAAAAUUCAUUGAAUAGAAUUAUUGGACCAGGAUUUCGAAAAUUUUUUCCACCUGAAUUUCAACCAGCGAAUAAUAUCAUUGAAAAUACAGAAAUAUAUAUUCGAAAUUUUGAAUUGUGGUUAGAUAAUUACAUUCAACGUAUUUUAUGA